Molecule: messenger RNA, 811 nt
Organism: Leucoraja erinaceus (little skate)
Lineage: Eukaryota; Metazoa; Chordata; Chondrichthyes; Rajiformes; Rajidae
Product: C->U-editing enzyme APOBEC-2-like
Exons: 2
Coding region: 74-721 (215 amino acids)
Biological process (GO): cytidine to uridine editing
Cellular component (GO): cytoplasm; nucleus
Molecular function (GO): cytidine deaminase activity; RNA binding
Source: RefSeq, a predicted model, not a curated record
CGGCGGGGAUUCCUCCCUCAGUCAGUACCGAGCUGCCAUCAGUCUGUGCACAACACACUGACCUUGUCAAGCAAUGGCCGAGAAGAAGGCUGAAGAAGCGACCUCGCAGAUUAACAAUGAGGAAACAGCAGAGGGACAAGAAAAUGUUGAAGAAACUGACCUGGGGCCUUUUGUAAUAAUCAUUGGACAGCAGAUGCCUUCUUCUUUCUUCAUGUUCCAGUUUAAAAAUGUAGAAUAUUCAUCCGGGAGGAAUAAAACAUUUUUGUGCUAUUCAGUGGAAGAAGAGGGUGCGGAGUGUCGGAAAACUGAAGGAUAUGUGGAGGAUGAGCACACAACUAUGCAUGCUGAAGAGGCCUUCUUCACAGACGUCUUCAAGGGGUGUGAUGGCAAGCUGAAGUAUUCCAUCAUUUGGUACGUGUCCUCCAGCCCCUGUGCGCCCUGUGCUUCCAAAAUUGUAGCUUACCUGAAGCAGAGUCCCAACGUCUGUCUCACCAUUUUCAUUGCCCGCUUAUUCAUGUGGGAAGAGCCCGAGAUCCAACAAGGCCUGAAGCUGCUGAAAGCCGCUGGUUGCCGAUUGAGGAUCAUGAAGGCUCCCGAGUACAACUACUGCUGGAACACCUACGUCGAAAAUGAGGGGGAACCGUUUGCACCCUGGGAAGACCUACCAACCAGUAGCUCGGCUUAUGAAAGGAUUCUUAAUGACAUUCUACAACAUGCCUAGAAGGGUGAGGCAUUUUGGCUUGUCCCCAAAUAAUAGGGGUUGCCACAGUCUGAUGCUUCUCCUCCAUCCACCCCCCCCCCCCCCCCCCCC